AUGUGUGUGCAGCAGCAGUUGGCAGCGGUGGUCCAGGAGCUCGGAGUUCACAUCCCCUCCUGCGUGAGUCCAGUUAUGGUCCGAUCUCACCACAGGGACUGUUUGAUCCGCCUCGGACUGAAGGAUGUUAUCCUGUCUGCUUCCCGUUGUUUCCAGCCUGCAGAUCCGAACUCUCCGGUGUCGCUGGUUCAGGGGAAGAUGGCCACAUUUGAGCCGUCUCAGAAACAGAGCACCAAUGGCGUCGUCCCCUGGUCACCUCCACAGGUCAACUGGAACCCAUGGACCAGCAGCAACAUUGAUGAGGGACCGCUGGCUUACUGCACGCCAGAGCAGAUCAGCCAGGAUCUUCAUGGUGAGCUGAUGUACCAGUUGGACCACGAUGAGGACCUGCAGAAGAUCCUGUCGGAGCGGGAUCAGCUUCCUGUCAAACACUUUGAGGAGGAGAUCAUGGCGACCAUCGAUAAGAACCCGGUGGUGAUCAUCAGAGGAGCGACAGGCUGCGGUAAAACCACGCAGGUCCUUCAGUACAUCCUGGACCGCUUCGUCGACUGCAACAUCGUGGUCACACAGCCCAGACGGAUCAGCACCGUCUCUGUUGCUGAACGAGUCGCCUACGAGAGAGGAGAGGAUCUUGGGAAAAGCUGCGGCUACAGCGUCCGGUUUGAGUCCGUUCUGCCCCGACCGCACGCCAGCGUCCUCUUCUGCACCGUUGGUGUUCUUCUUCGGAAGCUGGAAGCUGGGAUCCGAGGAAUCAGUCACGUCAUCGUUGAUGAGAUCCACGAGAGAGACAUCAACACGGACUUCCUCCUGGUGGUCCUCAGGGAUGUGGUCCAAGCCUUCCCGGAUGUCCGCAUCAUCCUGAUGUCGGCCACCAUCGACACCACCAUGUUCAAGGAAUACUUCUUCAACUGCCCCAUCAUCGAGGUGUUUGGAUGCACUUUCCCUGUUCAAGAGUACUUCCUGGAAGCUUGCAUCCAGAUGACCAACUUUGUCCCACCACCGAUGGACCGAAAGAAGAAGGACAAGGAUGAGGAUGGAGGAGAAGAUGAUACCAACUGUAACCUGAUCUGUGGUCCUGACUACACGCCGGAGACGAAGCGCUCCAUGGCUCAGAUCAACGAGAAGGAGACGUCCUUCGAGCUGGUGGAGGCUCUGCUGAAGUACAUCGAGACCCUGAAGGUGUCCGGUGCUGUGCUGGUCUUCCUGCCUGGCUGGAACCUCAUCUACUCCAUGCAGAGGCACCUGGAGACCAACCCUCACUUCGGAAGUAGCCGGUACCGCAUCCUGCCGCUGCAUUCCCAGAUCCCCAGAGAGGAGCAGAGGAGGGUGUUCGAUUCGGUUCCUGACGGCGUCAUCAAGAUCAUCCUGUCCACCAACAUCGCUGAGACCAGCAUCACCAUCAACGACGUCGUCUACGUCAUCGACUCCUGCAAGCAGAAGGUGAAGCUCUUCACGUCCCACAACAACAUGACCAACUACGCCACCGUCUGGGCCUCCAAGACCAACCUGGAGCAGAGGAAAGGCCGAGCCGGCAGAGUCCGAGCCGGAUUCUGCUUCCACCUGUGCAGCCGCGCUCGGUUCGACAGGCUGGAGACCCACAUGACCCCAGAGAUCUUCAGGACGCCUCUGCACGAGGUCGCUCUGAGCAUCAAGCUGCUGAGGCUCGGAGGCAUCGGAAACUUCCUGUCCAAGGCCAUCGAGCCGCCGCCGCUGGACGCCGUCAUCGAGGCGGAAUACACGCUGAGAGACCUGGACGCCCUGGACUCGAACGACGAGCUGACUCCUUUGGGUCGGAUUCUGGCCCGGCUGCCGAUCGAGCCUCGGCUGGGGAAGAUGAUGAUCAUGGGCUGCAUCUUCCAUGUUGGAGACGCCAUGUGCACCAUCUCAGCCGCUUCCUGUUUCCCGGAGCCUUUCAUCAACGACGGGAAGCGUCUCGGAUUCGUCCACAGGAACUUCGCCGGGACUCGCUUCUCGGAUCACGUUGCGCUGCUGUCGGUCUUCCAGGCCUGGGAUGAAAUCAGGAUUAAUGGCGAGGAGGCUGAAAACCGUUUCUGUGAACACAAACAUCUCAACAUGUCCACGCUGAGGAUGACCCGGGAGGCCAAAGUCCAGCUGAAGGACAUCCUGGUGAACUCUGGGUUUCCUGAAGAGUGUCUGAUGAUGCAGAUGUUCAACACAGUGGGGCCCGACAACAACCUGGACGUGGUGGUAUCUCUGCUGACCUACGGCUCCUACCCCAACGUCUGCUACCACAAAGAGAAAAGGAAGAUCCUGACCACCGAGGGGCGCAACGCCCUCAUCCACAAGUCCUCCGUCAACUGCCCCUUCAGCAGCCACGACAUCAAAUACCCCUCGCCGUUCUUCGUCUUUGGAGAGAAGAUCCGGACCCGAGCGAUCUCGGCUAAAGGGAUGACUCUGGUGAGUCCUCUGCAGCUGCUGCUGUUCGCCUGCAAGAAGAUCAGCUCCAACGGAGAAAUCAUGGAGCUCGACGACUGGAUCAAGCUGAAGAUUCCUCACGAGGUGGCGGGCGGAAUCGCCAUCCUGCGAGCCGGACUGGAGGCUCUGGUGGUGGAGGUGACCAAAGAUCCCGAAUACAUCAACCAGAUGGACCAAAGCAACGAGAGGCUGCAUGAAGAAGGCACAAUCAUACUUCCCUUCACUUAUCAGUGGUCCUAACAGUAUGCCUGGUUGAUUUAAUAAUCUGGGCAACAGAUGUGCAACACAUAACAGUCAGUCUUUUGAUUAAUAAGUUGUGGUUUAUUCAGUUAUAACAUGUUAACUUUCUAUAUGACCUGUGUACAGUUAGCCUGUAAUUAGCUAAAGAGGACAUUAAAGUCUAUAUUUGACACUGUGAAUCGUAACAAACAAUGCAUAUUAGAUUGUGAAUACUUCCUUUUUUCCACUUGAACAUAUGCUGUUUUUUGUUGGCUCAGACUUUCAUUUAGAGAGAUUCUGUAAUUUCGAUCUUGAAAUUUUUAUUUCUUCCAUGCUUAAAGUAUAUUUGUUUAUAAAUUCUAGGACAUUUCA
Messenger RNA from Girardinichthys multiradiatus, 3027 nucleotides. Its product is annotated as ATP-dependent RNA helicase A-like. Lineage: Eukaryota; Metazoa; Chordata; Actinopteri; Cyprinodontiformes; Goodeidae. Gene Ontology annotation, molecular function: RNA binding; ATP binding; 3'-5' DNA helicase activity. Gene Ontology annotation, cellular component: nucleolus; ribonucleoprotein complex; intracellular anatomical structure. The record is from RefSeq and is a predicted model, not a curated record. Gene Ontology annotation, biological process: regulation of mRNA processing; positive regulation of transcription by RNA polymerase II.